UGCCGCUGCCCACCCUGGGGCUAAUCCUCGACCUAGGAGUCAUGAGGAGCAGAGGAUAACUGAAUGUUGUCUACUAACUCAGGAAGCUUUGUGGUACUAAAUGUAUAACGCAUGUAUCGGGGGCUCUUUUAAUUAAAGUGAAAAGAGCAGCGCUGGGAUUGACCAUGCAGAGGAGAUGGAGUUGCUGUUGGAGAACUACUACCGAUUAGCUGAGGAUCUUUCCAACGCAGCUCGGGAACUCAGGGCACUGAUCGAUGAUUCACAGAGUAUCAUAUUCAUCAAUCUGGACAGCCACCGUAAUGUGAUGAUGAGGUUGAACCUACAGUUGACCAUGGGAACCUUCUCUCUCUCGCUCUUUGGGCUAAUGGGAGUUGCUUUCGGAAUGAAUUUGGAAUCUUCCCUUGAGGAGGACCAUAGAGUAUUCUGGCUGAUCACAGGAAUUAUGUUUAUGGGAAGCGGCCUCAUCUGGAGGCGCUUGCUGUCAUUCCUCGGACGACAGCUGGAAGCUCCGCUGCCACCUCUGAUGGCCUCUUUACCUAAGAAGACACUGCAGGCAGACAGAAGGCUGGAAAUGAAACACAGUUUCAGGCCGGAUGGACUUGGAUCAGGCAGUUAG
This is a messenger RNA of Odocoileus virginianus texanus, 616 nucleotides long. NCBI's taxonomy places the organism in Eukaryota, Metazoa, Chordata, Mammalia, Artiodactyla, Cervidae. The record is from RefSeq and is a predicted model, not a curated record.